Homalodisca vitripennis (glassy-winged sharpshooter) is the source of this 2649-nucleotide messenger RNA. RefSeq names its product extensin-like. The transcript has 4 exons. Lineage: Eukaryota; Metazoa; Arthropoda; Insecta; Hemiptera; Cicadellidae. The record is from RefSeq and is a predicted model, not a curated record. The coding region runs from base 1 to 2649 and encodes 882 amino acids.
AUGAACAGUCACCACACCACCACCAACAACUACACACCAACCUGCUCACCACCCCUAUUAGCUCCACCCUCGUCCCCUCCCCAGCCACCUCACCCCUCCACGCUCCUAUUCAACCCCCCUACCCGCCACCUCCCCGCCCCCCCCCCGCCGCACGCCCCCAUCGCUCCUCCCUCCCUCUCCCCCCUCCCGACCCCCCUCCACCUGUCCCCAAUCCUACCGCCCACCCCACUCCCCUAUCUCCCCCCCUCUCCCUCACCCCCACACCCAGCUCCCCCCCCACCCCACUCCGGCAAACUCAAAACUCCCCCUAAAACCGCUAAUAUCCCCCCCCGCCUCCCCCCCCUUCUCCGCCUGCCAGCCCUCCCCCCCUCUGCGCCCCCCAGCCCCCGUCCCCCCACACCCUCCGCCCGCUCCAUCUCACCACCCCCUACCUGUUCGCCCCGGCAGUACACUCCUCGCCCCCCCCCCGCCCCCCCCACCGCUCCCCCGCCCUCCCACCCCCCUCCACCCUCCAAGCCAACCAGACACCAGAAACAUGUACCGCCGCAACAUCCCACGCCAACAAACCACGCACUGGUGACAGUCUUCCACCCCACAUCCUUCCCAAGCCGUCCCCCGCUCCCACUCCACUGUCCCCUACACCUCUUCCCGACCACCACCAUACCCCCACACAGCCCCCCUAGUGCCCCCCCUAACCCCGCCCUCAACGUCGCCAACGACCUCCUCCCCCCCCCCGUACCCCUCCCCCUUUCCCCACCCAUCCCCCCCGCCCUCAACCCUCCCCACUCCCCCCGCCCCCCCCUCCCCCUCUUCCCCUUCCGCACCCACUCCUCCCCCCUCACCCAUGCCCCCCCCCCGCCCCCCUCAAAUCUCCCCACACGCCCACCACCGCCCCCGCCUUACCUUCGCCCACUCCCACCCCACGCUCCCGCUCCUCCCCACGCUCACCCGAAAUCACCUAACCCACCACCGCCUGCACACACUCGACCCCCUUUCCCCAGACUCGUUUCCCGACCCUCUCCCGGUACCCCCUCACUCCCCCCCGUUACCCCAGAUCACCCCUCACCACCCUCAACCACACCCUACGACCCACCGCCCAGUCCACCCCCAGAUCAUCUCCCUCCCCCCACGGCCCCAGACCACCCCGCCCACCUGCCCCCCCUCUGCCCCCUACCCCCACCCCUGCCCAACGCCCCGACUUCCCCCCUCGCCCUUCACCGCCCCACCCUGCCCCUCUACUCCCGUACUCCCCUCCCCCCCAAUCUUCCCCCUUUCACCCUCCCCACCCUCCCCUCCACCCCUCAGCCCCCGCCCCCCCCUUCCGCCCCGUACAGCCCCCCCUCCCAUAACCCCCCCCCCCGCCCCCACCACGUCCGCACUCCCAGCCCCAGCAAGCUACUUACUCCCCCUCACCUACUGCUCCUCCCGACCCGCCCCCGCUACGGCCCACUGCCCCCCCCCUAUCCCACCAGUGCCCUACCCUCACCCCAGAGUACUCCCCUCCCCCCGUCAUCCCACAGCCCCCGUCGCUCGCCAUCAACCUCCCCCCCUCCCCCCUUCCCCUCCCCCACUUCUUCACCCGCCUUCCUCUCGCUACUCACUUCCUCUCUCACUCCGAGGUCACGUAGUCCCCCCAAUCCCGUGGACCCAAGUUCCGACCGACUAGAUCCCACCUCUUCGUCACCCUCUCCCUCCCCCCGCCCUAACCCCCCCCCCCAUCCGCCCCGCCCCCUGUCCCACCCCUCCCCUCCCACUCCCCCCACCUCUCCAACCCGGUCUAGCUCCUCCCCCCUCGGCCCCCGGCCACCUUUCACCCCCCUCUCCUCCGCCCCCCCGCCGACGCUCACACCCUCACCCCCCCCUCCAAACAUCUCAUCCGUUCACCACCCCUAUAACCCCCCCGCUCGCCCUUCCCUAUUCCCUCUCCUUCUCCCACCCCCAUACUCCACCUAUAUUACUCCCCGCCUUCUCGCCCCGCUCUCCUCACCCAGUCCUCCCCCACAGCCCCACGACAUACACAGCUCCCCUCCACCCACCUCCGCUCGGCGCCCCCCCGUCCCCCCUCGGCGCACAUUCUCCCCCCCCCCUCCCCCUGACCACCCCCUCCGCCCCACCCGCCCUCAUACCUACUCCCCCACUUUGAGCAACUCCCUGCGCCCCCGCCCCCCUACCCGCUCUGUGCGCCCAUCUGGACUCCCCAUCCCCCCCGCCAACCCUCUAUAUCCUCGCCCACCCUAUGACAUCACCCGCUCUGCCGCACUCCCACUCCCCAUCCCCGCCCCUCCUACCAACAGACCCCCGCCUUGCCUCCCUCUCAACGACCCUCCCCACCCGCGCCACGUCCACCCCUCCACCCCCACCACCGCACCUCUUACUACCUCUUGCCCGCAGCCUCACCCUCCCAUCCAAGAACUUCACGCCUCUCCUCUAACUCGACUAUCCCCCCUGCCCUCAACCACCAUCCCCCUACCAGUUCCAAUCCCCUGCACGUCCUCACCCCCCGGCCUACCCAUCGUCCCCCUCCCCUUGUCCUCUCACCCCUCCCCCCUCCUGUCCCCCUCCCCACCUCUGGGCUCACCUCUUCCUGUCCUACCCCUCCUACAUCUCAAUCUCCCGCCCCCGGUCUCUCUCGUACUCCUUCCUUCGUAA